Messenger RNA from Populus nigra (black poplar), 2828 nucleotides. Its product is annotated as acetyl-coenzyme A carboxylase carboxyl transferase subunit alpha, chloroplastic-like. The transcript is spliced from 12 exons. NCBI's taxonomy places the organism in Eukaryota, Viridiplantae, Streptophyta, Magnoliopsida, Malpighiales, Salicaceae. The record is from RefSeq and is a predicted model, not a curated record. Gene Ontology annotation, biological process: fatty acid biosynthetic process. Gene Ontology annotation, molecular function: carboxyl- or carbamoyltransferase activity; acetyl-CoA carboxylase activity. Bases 328 to 2589 code for a protein of 753 amino acids. Gene Ontology annotation, cellular component: acetyl-CoA carboxylase complex.
GUUAAGUCUUAACAUAAGAAGUAUCGAACAGAAAACAAACCAAACCACACAAACAAAGGCCUUCUCCUCUCUUCUCUAACUCAUUGACGAUCUCUACGAUGUUUCCCUCGUUUUCCUCUGCUUUAAAUAAAUAUUAAUCUCCCCUCUCAUUUCUUUAGUUGUUUGCCAAACAACCCUCUCCUUCUCCUUAGACCCCCCUCCCUCCCUCCCUCUCUUCUCUAGAGAGAUCUCAUUGAUUAAAUUGAGUUUACACGAGUCUAAAUUUGGAAAUCUGAAGAUCUAGAUUGAGAUUUUUUUGAGGGGCUGACAGCUCUGGAGAUUUUUGUCAUGGCUUCUAUAUCGAACUCGGCAGUUGCAUUUACUGGAACGACAGCUUCUGAUCUUCUUCGAAGCUCGAAGAGUGGUGGUGCUAAUGGUAUUCCUCUGAGAACCCUAGGAAAAGCGCGAUUCAGUGUGAAAACCAGGGAUUUAUCGGUGGUUGCGAAGGUUAGAAAAGUUAAGAAGCAUGAGUAUCCAUGGCCUGAGGAUCCGGAUCCGAAUGUGAAAGGCGGGGUUUUAACUCAUCUCUCGCAUUUUAAGCCUCUUAAAGAGAAGCCUAAACCAGUUACAUUGGAUUUCGAGAAACCACUUGUUGCUCUGGAAAAGAAGAUCAUUGAUGUGCGGAAGAUGGCGAAUGAAACUGGUUUGGACUUCAGCCAUCAGAUUGCCUCGUUAGAGAAUAAAUAUCAACAGGCUCUUAAGGAUUUAUACACACAUUUGACUCCUAUACAACGUGUGAAUAUUGCACGCCAUCCGAACAGGCCAACAUUCCUUGAUCACAUAUUUAGCAUAACUGAAAAGUUUGUAGAGCUUCAUGGAGAUCGAGCAGGCUAUGAUGAUCCUGCUAUUGUUACUGGAAUAGGAACAAUAGAUGGUAGAAGAUACAUGUUCAUGGGUCACCAAAAGGGAAGAAACACGAAAGAGAACAUCAUGCGUAACUUUGGGAUGCCUACUCCUCAUGGCUAUCGGAAGGCUUUACGCAUGAUGUAUUAUGCGGAUCACCAUGGCUUCCCUAUAGUUACUUUAAUUGAUACGCCUGGAGCAUUUGCAGACCUUAAAUCUGAGGAACUAGGCCAAGGUGAAGCCAUUGCUCAUAAUUUGAGGACCAUGUUCGGCCUAAAGGUUCCAAUUGUUUCUAUUGUUAUUGGGGAGGGUGGCUCUGGUGGUGCUUUGGCGAUUGGAUGUGCCAAUAAAUUGUUAAUGCUUGAAAAUGCAGUUUUCUAUGUGGCAAGUCCUGAAGCAUGUGCAGCAAUUUUAUGGAAGACUGCCAAAGCUGCUCCAAAGGCAGCUGAGAAGCUUAAAAUCACUGGUCCUGAGUUGUGCAAGCUGCAAGUUGCAGAUGGAAUCAUACCUGAGCCAUUGGGAGGAGCACAUGCAGAUCCAUCAUGGACCUCACAACAGAUAAAGAAUGCAAUUAAUGAAGCUAUGGAUGAGCUCAACAAAAUGGACACAGAAGCACUACUAAAACAUCGCAUGCUUAAGUUCCGAAAAAUUGGUGGGUUUCAAGAAGGGGUCCCGGUUGAUCCUAUAAAAAAAGUCAACAUGAAGAAGAAAGAAGAACCCGUUGCAGGAAAGACUCCAGUUAUAGAAUUGGAGUAUGAGGUUGAAAAACUGAAACAGCAAAUUUCAAAGGCCAAGGAGUCAUCUAGCAAGCCCACGGAGUUGGCUUUAAAUGAGAUGAUAGAGAAACUAAAGAAGGAGAUUGAUCUUGAAUAUUCUGCAGCUGUUGAAGCGAUGGGCUUAAAGGACAGGUUUUUGAAUUUGCGGGAAGAAUGUUUAAAAGCAAAUUCACAGGACCAACUCAUGCAUCCAGUUCUAAUGGACAGGAUUGAAAAACUCAGUGAUGAAUUUAACAAGGGCCUGCCAACUGCUCCUAAUUAUACCAGCCUGAAGUAUAAGCUUGACAUGUUGAAGGAGUUUUCUAUAGCCAAAAGCAACUUGGAGAAGAAGGGCAAGGGUGAGGAACUGAAACUGGAUAUCAAUAAGAAACUCAAAGAGGUUAUGGAUCAGCCUGAAAUGAAGGAGAAGAUGCAAGCUCUGAAGGCAGAAGUUCAGAAGUCAGGGGCUUCCAGUGCUGCAGAUUUAGAUGAUGGCACAAAGGAGAGCAUAUCAAAGAUGAAGAAAGAGAUAGAGUUGGAAUUGGCGAGUGUCCUAAAGUCCAUGGAUUUGAAUGUUGAAAUUGUAAGGGCUAAGGAACUCAUUGACCAAGACUUGAAGGCUAAGGUAGAAAGUUUAGAGGAGGAAACUAACAAGAAAAUUGAAAAUCUAAUAAAGUCAUCGGAUCUUAAAAACACUAUCAAGUUACUGAAGUUGGAAGUGGCCAAGGCAGGGAAAACACCCGAUGCUGCAUUAAAAAAUAAAAUUGAGGCUUUAGAACAACAAAUAAAGCGGAAGCUUUCAGCUGCCAUUAGCUCCUCAGAAAUAAAGGAGAAGCACGAAGAGCUGCAGGCAGAGAUCAAAGCGCUAGAAGGUGAUGGAGGAUUAAAUGGGAGUUUGAAAAAUGAUGAUCUAAAGGAAGCAAGUUCCAAGUAUGAUGAAUCCAGGGUAUAAAUUAAUUUGGGUGCAAAUCGCAGCUUCACUUAAGAGUAUGCAGCUGGUGAAGAUGGCUUAGAAAGAAGAGAUUACAGCCUUUCAUCGUAGCAGUCAGAACUGUACCAUGCUCUUCUUAUCAGAAGGCCUAGCAGGUCAAUUGCUUGCCUAGCUCAGCGGCCAUGUGCACAUGGGCUUGAUUUUAUUAAUGCGUACAUCGAAUAUUUUAAAAAAAUGUUAUGGUAGACGAAUUGAUAGCU